CUUGGGUUGAGAACGGACGAAGUUGAGGGACGGACUCGUUUGAUAAAUAUUUAGCGCACACUACUUGACCGUUAAUUUAUUGUCACAAAACACGCAUCUAUGACAACAAGGUGCUUAAAGUAAGAACGCAUUUCCAAACAUGUUUUCAAUGCAUCGACUUUACGCUCAUUACAAGAAAAUUCGCUUCAAAAGUGUAAAAGCGGUGAGUUUGUGUAACUUUCAGACGGGUCCGGACUGUGAUUUACUCCGCACACAGCAGCAAACUAACCAGGUAGUAAAGGGGCACAAAAAAGCAAAAUCUGCAUGUCAACCCGUCCUGGUGCACUUUGACCAACAGUACAGUCAGGAAAUUGGAGACCUGUGGACAUCUGCAAAAGCAGUCCUGUUGGACCCCUGCACGUGGCAGCAUGGGGUCAUGUUGAAUCGCUUUUCCAUCCUGACAGACGUCGAGCACAUUCUGCAGACAAAGGGUUUUUCCAAGGUCUUGCCACAAACGGACGCCUCCACGUUGUUUUGUAAAUCCCCCUCAGCAGUGCCCUGUACUCAGCAGCGAGGAGGAAAAGCCUCUGUGAUACCUCUUGAUUGUACCUUGACAUCCCUUCCAGAUGAAUCACAUCUUUAUCAAUACAGUACCGCUGAUGCUCUAAGAGGACACAGCCAAUCAGAGCCUUCUACCUGUCAGCACCGUCCUUCCCUGCAGUGUUACAUCCACCCAUAUCCGCUGCGUUUCCCCUCCCAGGCUCACAGACCUGGCCAGCUGAAGCAGUACUACCUCUUAAAUGCUGCCUCCUUACUUCCGGUUUUGGCUUUGCAAGUGGGAGACGGGGAACGGGUUUUGGAUCUUUGUUCUGCCCCUGGGGGUAAAGCGGUAGCCAUAAUGCAGACUGCCACCCCAGCAUUUCUCUGCUGUAAUGAACCUGAUCCACACAGACGAGAGUGGCUGGCCAAAACUCUGGAGUCUUUUCUGCCUCACUCUGUAAAGACGAGCGUGAUGGUGUCUGCAGAGGACGGACGGACCUUUGGACAAAGGCAAACAGGGAACUACGACAAGGUUUUGGUCGAUGCGCCGUGUUCAAAUGACAGAAGCUGGCUUUAUUCUUCCAGUGACCAGCAGGGGGAACAGAGGUUGAAGGAAAGAGCCAGACUGCCUCUGGUCCAAGCUCAACUGCUGAGGUCUGCCCUGUCAGCAGUGCGUCCAGGGGGCGCUGUGGUCUAUUCGACUUGCACCUUAUCUAGCCCUGAAAACCAUGCUGUGGUUGAUAUGGUACUUAAUGACUGUCCUGAGGCUGAAGCUGAAGAUCUGUGGGAGGAGAUUGUCAUUCCCUUCUCAAAGUACUUUUGUUUUGUUCCUGCGCCCCCAGAUGAUUUUCAGAGUGAUCACAGGCCGUCCCCGCAGACACAGCAUGGCACCGUUUCCUCAUAUCACCGCAGACUCGGCAUCCUUGUGGUUCCCCAGCGUGGCAGAACCUGGGGUCCUAUGUUUCUUUGUCGCAUUCGAAAGCGGAAAUAAGUGUUUUAGCGGAACGUUAAGUUUACUGGUAAUGAAAAGCCCUCUGCAUUUCUUUACUAGUACAUCUGCCAAUGUAGUCAGAUAUUCACACCUCUUUAUUUGGGGUGUCAGUCAGAC
Messenger RNA from Thalassophryne amazonica, 1627 nucleotides. RefSeq names its product NOP2/Sun RNA methyltransferase 3 (gene nsun3). Lineage: Eukaryota; Metazoa; Chordata; Actinopteri; Batrachoidiformes; Batrachoididae. Gene Ontology annotation, cellular component: mitochondrial large ribosomal subunit. The transcript has 6 exons. Gene Ontology annotation, molecular function: methyltransferase activity. Gene Ontology annotation, biological process: rRNA methylation. Bases 140 to 1510 code for a protein of 456 amino acids. The record is from RefSeq and is a predicted model, not a curated record.